AUGUCAGAGGCCAAAUUGCAGCAGGAGGCAGAGCAGUCAGCAGCGGAGCAGCCAGGCACACCUCUGGCUGCCGCAGGCAGCGGGGCGACGGACCCUGCCGAUGCGGGCCACGACGACGCGCUGGAUGCGCCCUUGUUCGACCCGCCUUUUGCGCCCCUGAAAGCGCCUUAUGUCUUUUGGCAGGACGUGGCCUUGCUGUCGCUGACUGGUGGCUUCAUGGGAGUGUUCGGCUACUCCUUCUUGAAGGCCAUUUCAGAGGGGACUGAUGCCUGGAUGAGAGCCGACGGCAACUCUGGCUACCCCGAUGACCCCUCGUCGCUGCACUUUGGCGCCGGACGGUGGUGGUGGAUCCUAAUGGUGGCCGGCAUGGGGCUGGCUGUCGGCCUGGUGCGCGCCGUGGUGCGCCUCGAGACCGCGCCCAGCUUUAUCCAGGAGCUACGGAGCAUGCACGUGGAUCCCAAGGUGGCCGCAAAGUCGACCGUCAUCACCCUCAUCUCUCUGCUGGGGGCGGUGCCCAUGGGCCCCGAGGCCGGCCUGGGCGCGGCUGCGGGCACGGUGGCCACCCUGGUGUGCCGGCGGCGCAGCUUCCGGCAGCAGGCCACGCUGCGGCGGCGGCUGUACGUGCUGAGCACCAUGUGCUCCGCCUUUGCCGCCUUCCUGCCCAGCCCGUUUGUGGCUGUGCUGAUGACGAUGGAGCUCAGCCAGCCCUUUGACACCCUGGGCCUGACGCACGUCCAUCUGGCGCUGGUGCUGACCUUUGGCGCCACCGCCUCGUUCGCCGCAUAUUACGGCAUCGCAGGCUACACCUAUUACAGCCCUGCCAUCUUUUUGACCGACAUUGUGUCAGGAUCGUACGAUCAGAUGUUCAUUGUGCAAGGCGCGCUGAUCGGCAUCGGCGGUGCAGCGUUCGGAGUCGUCUACAUCCUGUUUGCGGGGUUUGUCCAGGUGGCAGUGCGCGCUGCCCGCGCCAAGCUGGACACCGCCGUCGGGCGUUGGCCCCGGGUGGUUGUGAUGGCCACCGCCGGCGGUGCUGCCAUCGGCGCGCUGGGCUGGGCCAUGCCGCUGGUCCUGACCGACGGCUCCUCGCAGCUGCCCACCGUGAUGCGGUCUGGGGCAGAGGUGGGGAGCGGCGUGCUGGCGGCCUCGGCGUUUGCCAAGGCGCUCGCCUAUCACAUUGCCGGCGAGUGCGGCUUCAGCGGCGGCAUCUUCCUGCCCAUGCUGUCCAUGUCCUCCUUGCUGGGCCAGGUGGUGGUCAACAGCACUGGCAUCAACGCAGCCAUGGCGCAGUCCUGCUCCGCCAUUGCCCUGGGGGCCGCCCUCAUCCCUGCGCCCUUCAUGCUGGCGCUCCUGGCCAACUCCUUGGCGCUGGUGGGGCCCCAGGGGCUGGUCCCCAUCUUCACCACGGCUGCCACCGCCCACCUGCUGUGCAUUGGCAUCGGCGUGCCGCAAGGCCUGCUGGCAAGGGCUGCCGCCCAGCGGGCGGCCAAGGCCGCAGCCUCCGCCGCCGCUGCUGCCACCGUCAACGGCCAGGAGGUGGAGCCCUAG
This is a messenger RNA of Chlorella variabilis, 1545 nucleotides long. RefSeq lists its product as hypothetical. Gene Ontology annotation, biological process: chloride transport; transmembrane transport. Gene Ontology annotation, molecular function: voltage-gated chloride channel activity. The transcript is spliced from 3 exons. Bases 1 to 1545 code for a protein of 514 amino acids. The record is from RefSeq and is a predicted model, not a curated record. Lineage: Eukaryota; Viridiplantae; Chlorophyta; Trebouxiophyceae; Chlorellales; Chlorellaceae. Gene Ontology annotation, cellular component: membrane.